CCUCCUCCUCCUCCUCCUCCGCCUCGCGCCUCGCGCUCUCACACCUCGCGGGCACGCGGGCGAGCCGCGCCGCCAUGCGCGCCCAGUUCCAGGCUGCACACCGGCCUAGGCGCGGCGGCCCGAGAUAGGGUCCCCUGAGCCUCCCGGGGGAGGAGAGGAGCCGGCCGCGCGCUCCGCCCCCUCCCCCCGGGUUGCCGGCGCCGCCACCGCCACCGCCACCUCGCCGCCUCAAGCCUGGCGGGGAGGAGGAGGAGGAGGAGCAGUAGCAGGCCUCCGGACCCCCGCACCGCCGCCCGCAGAUGGUCCCUAGUUCAUGAGUGUCAUUUGCUCUGAGGCAUGCUUCUGCUCUCAGCCACAUGAUGGGAAUCAAAGUAAUCACUCUUGUGUGUUUACUGACAUACAGCCAGUGAACAACACAGGACAUUUCUGACUUAUUGCGUCCUUGAAGAGCAUCAGUAGAAGAGGAAAAAAAGAAAGAUGGGUGUGAAAACAUUUACUCACAGUUCUUCUUCCCAUAGCCAGGAAAUGCUGGGAAAACUAAAUAUGUUACGAAAUGAUGGACAUUUUUGUGAUAUCACUAUUCGUGUCCAGGACAAAAUCUUCCGGGCUCAUAAGGUAGUACUAGCAGCUUGCAGUGAUUUCUUUCGAACAAAACUUGUUGGCCAAGCAGAGGAUGAGAACAAAAAUGUGUUGGAUCUGCAUCAUGUUACAGUGACUGGCUUUAUACCUCUAUUAGAAUACGCUUACACAGCCACUCUGUCAAUUAACACAGAAAAUAUUAUUGAUGUUCUCGCUGCAGCAAGCUACAUGCAAAUGUUUAGUGUUGCUAGUACCUGCUCAGAGUUUAUGAAAUCAAGUAUUUUGUGGAAUACACCUAAUAGCCAGCCAGAAAAGGGUCUAGAUGCUGGACAAGAAAAUAGUUCUAACUGCAAUUUUACUUCUCGAGAUGGAAGUAUUUCUCCAGUGUCUUCAGAGUGCAGUGUUGUGGAAAGGACCAUUCCUGUCUGCCGAGAAUCCCGGAGAAAACGCAAAAGCUACAUUGUUAUGUCCCCUGAGAGUCCUGUAAAAUGUAGCACACAAACAAGUUCACCCCAGGUAUUGAAUUCUUCAGCUUCCUAUGCAGAAAAUAGAAAUCAGCCAGUUGACUCUUCUUUAGCUUUUCCAUGGACUUUCCCUUUUGGAAUUGAUCGAAGGAUUCCACCUGAGAAAGCGAAGCAGGCAGAAAACACCCGGACUUUAGAAUUGCCUGGCCCAUCUGAGGCAGGUAGAAGAAUGGCUGACUAUGUGACUUGUGAGAGCACAAAAACUACCUUGCCUCUAGGUACAGAAGAGGAUGUGCAAGUCAAAGUAGAGAGAUUAAGUGAUGAGGAAGUCCAUGAGGAAGUGUCCCAGCCUGUCAGUGCGUCUCAGAGCUCACUGAGUGAUCAGCAGACAGUGCCAGGAAGUGAACCAGUUCAAGAGGACCUUCUGAUUAGUCCACAGUCUUCCUCUAUAGGCUCAGUAGAUGAAGGAGUUACAGAGGGGUUGCCUACACUUCAGAGCACUUCGAGCACCAAUGCUCAUGCAGAUGAUGACGACAGAUUGGAAAAUGUUCAGUAUCCCUACCAACUCUACAUUGCUCCUUCUACCAGCAGUACAGAGCGACCAAGUCCAAAUGGUCCCGACAGACCUUUCCAGUGUCCGACCUGUGGGGUUCGAUUCACCCGCAUUCAGAACCUAAAACAGCACAUGCUUAUUCACUCAGGAAUUAAACCAUUUCAGUGUGACCGCUGUGGAAAAAAGUUCACCAGGGCUUACUCGCUAAAGAUGCAUCGCCUAAAGCAUGAAGGUAAACGCUGUUUCCGGUGCCAGAUAUGUAGUGCCACUUUCACUUCCUUCGGGGAAUAUAAACACCAUAUGAGGGUUUCCCGGCACAUUAUCCGCAAGCCUCGGAUUUACGAGUGCAAAACAUGUGGCGCCAUGUUCACCAACUCUGGAAAUUUAAUCGUGCACCUGAGGAGUCUGAACCAUGAAGCAUCAGAGCUAGCAAACUACUUCCAGAGCAGUGAUUUCUUAGUGCCGGACUACUUAAACCAGGAGCAAGAAGAGACUCUUGUUCAGUAUGAUCUUGGAGAACACACUUUUGAAAGCAACUCUUCUGUUCAAAUGCCUGUGAUUUCACAGGUCUCCUCAACCCAGAAUUGUGAAAGCUCUUUCCCCUUGGGGUCUCUUGGUGGGCUUGCAGAAAAGGAGGAGGAGGUGCAAGAGCAACCAGAGACCAGUGCUCAUGCUGAGGCCCCCAGAGAAGACCCCCCUAAGUCAGAGCUGGCUUCUAUAACUGUCGAGUGAUUCUGUGAUGUGGCCGCCUCGGGUUUGGUUUUUGGAAAGUGCCUGUGCUUGGUCUUAUAUGUUUAAAUUUAAUUUUUCAAACAAAGAAGAGUUCCCUUUGUAAGCCCUGAAAUUGGAGGGUUGCUUUGUUUUGAUUUUUUCAUAGCUGAGAGAUUGCUUCUGUAUGUGUACAAUAAGGUAGCAUUGAAACAGAACAUAAACUCUGAGACUUAAGGAAAAGCAGCUGAUUGCAAAUGUGGCAGUUCUUCCUCCCAUUGUUAAAGGUGGGCAGCAGCAGAUACAGAAGAAAGCAGGUUGUUGUUGACCUUCCUGAGAUGAGAGGGCUCAUUGGAAGUUUCUAAACAGAAUUUGACAAUGCCUAAGUAAAUGUUUACUCCUAGAUGCAGGGUGUUAUAAACCCUGUAGUUUUGGAAGUAUUUAUGGUAAUUUUUUUUCAAAUGAAGGUAAAUAACUUUUGAAAUCCAGCAUAUUCUUUUUUUAAGCCAUUAUGAAUUUUCAUGGUGAAAAAUUGGUAUCGGGCAGGCAUUUCCUGUACCUUUAUAGUACCACUCCAAAGGCUAAGAGGUGUGACUGAGAGGAGUCAGGCUGUGCAUGGAGUAGCCAGGGUGCAGAAUGAGGUAUGUAUACCCCAGCUUUAUAGGAAUUGUUUUAAUACUGUUUUUCUUACUAGAAUGAAUGUUUACCUGGCCUUUGAAUGCUGAUACCUGACUAACUAGGACAUUGCCCAGAUUAAGUGUCCUCUUGUCCCAUCAACAGUACUUUCACUUGCAUAUACUAUUGUGCUGCCAUAUAAAAGAAAAAUAUUGAAGAUAUUCUAUAUUUUAUAUAUAGGUUUAUGUAUUGUUGGGGAUGUUUAUGCUGUACUGUUUUGGACAAAAUAAAAGAAUUCUGUUUUGAGGCUACAUUCUUAACCCAAUUAAGAUUGUUUACAAGAUCACAUAUGACAACAGUACAUUGUCCUUAUUCUGAAAUAUUUUGAGGUAUUGCCAAGUUUGUUAAAAACUGUUAUAGUUUUCACAGGAUGUAAGCAAUAAUGUGAAAGAUAAAAGGUUGUAAAUGAUCACCUGUGACUCAGAAAUUGGGGGAGGGACAUGUUGUAAAGAUUAAAAUCUAAAAACUUUGCUACUCAAAUGAUGAAAUUUAUAUAGUAGUCUAGAUUGGGAUAUACUUUUUUUUUAAUCUGGUGCCAUCAAAGCCUCUUUGAUCUGAAAUAUUCAUGAGUCCGUGAAUAAUAAACUUUUGAGUAAUUUUUCUAUAUAGAAAAUCACCUUAAGGUUCAUCAUUAUGAUUGCUCCUGAUGGGGUUAGAAAAUAGAAACAACAUAUGUUUUUUGUUUGACGUUGAAUACUUUAUUCUGUUUUGUGACAGGAUCAUAUGUAGCCCAGGCUGGCCCAGAACUCAUGAUCCUCUUGCCUCAGUUCCCCGACAGCCCUUGCUAGCAUGAUAUAUUAUAGACACAUGUCACCACAAUCAAACUAUAGUUCUUAGUCAGAAACAUGAUCUGAAUUUUAUUCCAAUGCCAGACCUUACUUUUUACAUUAUAGUAACUUGUUUCUUUAAAGUUUAUUAAUUCUGCAGUUUAAUUUCUCUCUUUCCCUGUCUCUCUUUGUGCAUAUUCUCCUACCUUAUUUCUACUUUUUUCUUAAUCUCAGUAUUGAGAAUUGAACCGGAGACCUUAUCCAUUAUUUGCACAUGGUCAUUCACUGAGAUACAACCCUAGCCUUUAUUUCCAGUUCUUCAUCUGACUCAGGAGCUCAUUUGCUCCCCAGCAUAAGUGUGUGACUUUCAGAAAAAUCAACUAGGAAUGUCAGUAAUUUUUAUUUUAAUGUCAUAUAUGAUCUUUUAAACUGUGCCUACUAAUAGAGGAAUUCUAAAACUCAUAUUAGAACCCUAUUUUAAGUAUGGUAAGGACUAGGUUAAAUUAUGAUCAGAAAUUACGGUUUGGGUUCCAAGUUUUGUUUUUAUUCUGUUAAGAGUCAGAAAAAAAGAAAAGGAAGAAAGAAAUAAGAAUCAACCAGAGAUGAGCUGUUGAAGAAUUCUUUUCAGAUUCCUUGGUUGAAAGUGUUUCGGUCUACCCUAUCUUGAGAAUUGUUGAGUUAGGACGUCCCUGGCAGUCCCUGUGAAGGACACUCCUCACUGUGGAUUUUCAUUGCUGAUGACAAAUCUUGUAGCCAUCCUCUAUGAGUGAUCUGAAUAUACCAUGAAAACACAUACGGUUAGUUGCCCACUGCCCAAAUCUUUUUUUAUAAAGGUGCCUGACCAGUGUUUAAUAUAAAGUGAUACGAAGGCCUUUUUCUGUUCCAUUAAGACUCCACAUUUGUGAGGACAUUUGUCUAUGGGCCUGUUAUAGGAAACACAGCUGCAAGAGAUAAUUGUAUAUAUAGUAACAUUUAAGGUUUAUUUAAAGUUGAUAUAAGAGAGGAAUGCCUAGAUGUAUACUUUUCACCAGAAUAUAUGGAAAACAUUGUGAAGAGGUGAAGCCGAUCACGAUCCCUUCCAUAGAAGCCACCAGGGUAGCUAAACAGAAAAGCAUCCUUUAUUAAAGGAUAUCUAUCUUUUGUAAGGCCUAAGGGUAACUUUGUGAUAUUUAAAGGGCUUAACUUUUAGUAUGCAGGAUAAAUUACUUUUUAAAAAGCUUUUUAAAAAGCAUUUGCUUUUUAAAAAGCAUUUUAUACAAGAAAAGCUUUUGUUUUCAGUUUUUUCCCAACUACCAAACAGAAAGGAUGUGCUUUAGAAAGAAAGUUUUUGCCGUGAUAUUGGGUCUAGCUGCUCUUGUCACACUUUACAUUUCCAAAUUCUGGCCUUGGGAGCUUCGCAUCAGUGAUUCUGCUGACACAAGGACAAAGGUGACAGUGGCUUUCACUUUGUGCAUUUAAAAUCUUUAGUGUUGCUAUCCACAGAUGUGUUUCAGUGACUUUCUCUUAAUCGGCCAUUUUAAAUAAUCCCAAUUUUUAUUUCAAGUAACUGCAAUUCAUUAUAUUGCUAGGUCACGUUUUUUUUUUUUUUGUUUGUUUGUUUUGUUUUUUUUUUGGUGGGGGUUGGUUUUAAGUUUACAAUUUUGUUAAAACAAAAUUAACUAAAAUGUCUAAGUGGCCUCAUUUUGGUCUUAUGAACAUUCUAACACCCUUAAAUAGGUUCCAUGUUAAGAUACAUGCCCUUUGUUAUUAAAGACCAACAAACAAAAAUACUUGUAUUUUGUUAAAAUGUUUUAUAAAAUCAACUGAAGUGGUCAGUGCCUCUGAUGUGCUGAGACAUUGGUAACCCAGUUACUGGCUAAACUGCUGAGCCAGGCUCUCCUCUUCUAGAAACUCAGCCCGUUCCUUUGGAAGCUCUGUUAAGUCGUUCACUCCUUUCAAAAACAAAAAAAACCAAAAAACUCCUACUUUAUUCUCUUAAUCUGAUAGGAUCCACUUAGGCAGUUAGUGACGUCUGUAUAGAUUUUCAGAAUCAGCUUUAGUCUGUUAGCUUUGAAUUUCCUAUAAGGUACAUUACCAUACAGUGUUAUGGUAGAUGGCAAUUCUCUACUAGUGUCACAGAGAAUUGUUUCUUAGGAUGACAAAUGAACAGUCCUGAUAUUUUAACUGAGGAGAUUGUGAUUUGUGGAGUAAUGACCAGGCAGAUUGGAAACUUCCAUUGGUACUGCAUCACUCACCUGCCAAAAGGGCCUUAAAACUCUGAAGUGCACAGCUGAGUGACAGAGUGAUUUCCGAGUUCUUAACUAGGGGUGGGGGAAGGAAUCAGGGAAGUUCACACAUGGAACAAGCAGCCCAGAGGUGGGGGAGGAAAAUGGGUUUUCACGGUAAGUUGUUGACAUCGGAUGCUUUUUCUAUUUUGAUAGUUACAAAGAGGAUGUGUAGAAGCCAGGAAGCAGUGGAACAAAGUUGAGGAAGCAGAGACUUUAUUGUCACUAAACUCGGGUAUUAAGUGAGGUCAUUAAAAUUAAUACUUUAAUUUUUGUUUAUGCUAGUAUUUAUCUCUCAGUGUCAUUUUUGACAGAAUGUGGUGACAUGGAAUAUUUUUAUUUGAAAAAUCCUCACAAAGCAAUUUGCCAAAAUGGUAAUGGUUCAGAUAAACAGUGAAGUAGAAAUGAGCCAGUCCUCAUACAGGCUGGGAACAGGCUAUGGGUAUCACAUUCUGGAUUACACAGAGAUUAAGAUUUUUGCUGUGGCCCAGAAGAGUUGAACUGUGAACAGAAUGGUAACCAGCUACCACCAGGAGUUGCACUUUUUAUUUGUUAGUUUGUACUAAAGUGAUGUUAGAUGUUUCCCCUAUAUCAUCAUUCUGUUUUUAUGAUAGAAAAGGAUAGUUCCAUGAUUUUGGAAAUAGUUGCUGUAGCAAUUUGAGACAGUGUGUUGGAACCUUGGCUUUGGCAGUAUCUGAGCAGCAGGAGCCUUCCCUUGUUUCCGUGACUGAAUAAGACCCAGGCCAGCACCAGUGGACACAGGCUUCCUGUGCACAUAAAUUUACAAAGAACUUAGUUCAGACCAUAAUUGAAAACAUGAAAGUUAAUGAUUUUAUUAAUUGAAAAUCGAAAUAAAAAAUUAAAGAAAAGUUUAAAAUUCAGUUUUUUAUUUUAUUGUAGUGCCUAGUUUAUAAAGUCAAAUCCUUGAUUUCUUUCUCUCUUAAGUUAAUCAAGUUUAUUAAGCCUAAAGCCCAGGGCUCAGUUGUGAUGACUUACUGGUAAAACCACUGAUAAUCAUUUAAGGAGCUAUAGUGUCGUGACUUUUACUAAACUCCUUUGUUUUCUCACAUGCCAGUUUGACCAUACCUAGAGCUUGAAAACUCAUCCUGGGAGUGAAUGUUGGUUACCACAUUGCAUCAGCUGCUGAGGAGUCAGCCUCCUGUUGUGUCUUUUCUGUGACAAGUGUGUGAGUGUGCUGUCUCUGGGUUUGUCAUUUUAGGUAGUAGUUUUCAGCUGACAGAUGUUAUGGAAGGUCUCUCCUACUGAGAGUACAUUGAUUUGGAAAGUUGCACUGCUUUUCUGUUCCCUGGAGUAACUGGCAUCGGGUGUUUAGAAGUGAGAUCAUAAACUUUGUUGUUUUACUUAUACAAAAUGAUGGCUUCUGAUGCUUGCAUUUGAGGUAUUGUUUAAAGAAAUAGCAGUCCUUGAUUGGGUAGAAUUUGGCUUUGACCCAAGUUCCAGUGAUGUAUUUAGUUUGCUGAUACGGGUGUGUCCUGUUGCAUCAGCUAGAUAUUGCCUGCCUCUUUGUUAGGCACCCUUGUGGCACCUUAUGUUCAACCUGAAGGAUGGUAUGUGGCCUCUUUGUGCCUCUGCUGUCUUUUCAAAAGCCAUUUUAUAAAAAUCUUAGGUAGCCUAUUUUAAUAUUUAAAUAUAUAUAUUUGUGAAAGAUACUUUUAGAACAGACCUUUUUUUUAACAUUAAAAUUCCCGUAUUCCCAUUUUUAAGAGUAAACUAAAGCUUUUCCAGGCUUAGGAAGUAUGUUUUUUCAGAGCUGUAAUAAGAAAGUCAGACUGAGGUGAGAAACCGGAAAGUUCAGUGAUAGGGAAAAGAUGUCUGCUGAGGGGAGACAAAUUUAAAAGUGAAAAUAAUUGCUUUGAUGGGACAUGAAUUUUUAAAAUAAAAUUGUGGGUUUUGUUUCUGUAAUUUCAUAUUUGCUGCUACAGUAGCUCACUAUUUUACAGGCAGGGCUAAUAUAUAAAUCUGGCUCCAUUUAAAAGCUGGGGUCUUUUCUGAUAGAAGCAGCUUAGAAAGAGACUGCACCUGCCUGCCAACCAGCGGCGGCAGGUGUCCAUGUAGCUGAUGCAUGCUUUAAUAUUUGCCUGUAGCUGGCAGCCCGGAGGUCAGGGAAGCUUCCUACCCUGCCAGCUAGAGCAGUGCGGCUCUUGGGGAACUGGCACCUGUGAAACAGGCCCAAGAGGGGACUUGUGAGGAGAAACUGUGGAUGGAGUUAGACGGAUGGCUGUUUCCGUGUCCCUGCCCCUCUCCCAGAACAGUACUCCAUCCCCAGUUCACCAGCUCUGUACCAGCCGUCAUCGUCAUCGCAUUCAAGUUUAGCUUUACUUGGUGACAGUGGCCAUAGCUAAAGUACUUGGCAUGUUUGACUUCCUACAAUAACAAAAUGGUCUUAAAUUUUGUUUUGUUUGAUUUCCUUAAAAAAUGUAUACAGUGUCAUAACUUCACAUUUUAUAUACUAGUAUCUGACUAUUAGUAUUUUACAGAAACCAUGGUUCUUGGUGACUACAUAUAUAUAUAUAUUUUUGUGACUUUUUUGUAAACUAAGUGCCGUUUCAACGUUACAAUCAUUUUUAGAGUUAUUGUAAUCAAUGUGAAUAUCAUGUUUUUUCAAAUCUGUUCUGAGCCUAGUGUUUGCUUUGUGAACAUAUGUGUAUUGUAUAUAUUCUGUAUAGUUAAUACUGUACUGAAAUAUUAGCUUGUUUGAUAUGAGAAAAGUAUGUAUUGAGUACCUUUUUGCUAGCCUGAUUGCUUAAUCUUUUUUAAAAAAGAUUUAAAAAAAAUUUUUUUUAAAUCUUUAAACUGGCCUUUAUUACAUGGUCACAAAUAAAGUUGCAGUUAGAAGGGAUGCACAGGGAAAAAUUAGUCUUGAGUGUCUUUGGAUAGAAACAUGAGACUAAGACUUGUUUUUUGUUUUUCCUCAUUAAAAUAACUUACUGGUGUUUUAUGAAAUAA
Messenger RNA from Peromyscus californicus insignis, 8977 nucleotides. RefSeq names its product zinc finger and BTB domain containing 44 (gene Zbtb44). The coding region runs from base 478 to 2328 and encodes 616 amino acids. Lineage: Eukaryota; Metazoa; Chordata; Mammalia; Rodentia; Cricetidae. Gene Ontology annotation, molecular function: protein binding. The transcript has 7 exons. The record is from RefSeq and is a predicted model, not a curated record.